This is a messenger RNA of Cutaneotrichosporon cavernicola, 1662 nucleotides long. RefSeq lists its product as uncharacterized. NCBI's taxonomy places the organism in Eukaryota, Fungi, Basidiomycota, Tremellomycetes, Trichosporonales, Trichosporonaceae. Gene Ontology annotation, biological process: carbohydrate transport; transmembrane transport. Gene Ontology annotation, molecular function: carbohydrate:proton symporter activity. The record is from RefSeq and is a predicted model, not a curated record. Bases 1 to 1662 code for a protein of 553 amino acids. Gene Ontology annotation, cellular component: membrane. The transcript has 3 exons.
AUGACCCACGAAGACAAAGUCAUCCUCGACGAGAAGGCUGCUGGUUGCGAAGACGCCGCAGCGCUCCAGAACGCGGCUGCCGCCGAGGCAGCCGAGCAUACCAUGACGCUCGCGUCUGGGUGGCGGACGCACAAGCGAGCAAUCUUCUGGUCGAUGGCCCUCUCCUUUGCCCUGAUCAUGGAGGGCUACGACGUCGUUGUGAUCGGCUCGUUCUAUGGCCACCCAAGUUUCUUGAAGCGUUUCGGCGUGCCCGAGCCCAACUCACCUAACGGAUACAUUAUCCCCGCGGAGUGGCAGAGUGCACUCUCGAACGGCUCGAGCGCUGGCGGCAUCAUUGGCCUCUUGAUCAAUGGGUGGGCAGCGGACCGGUUCGGGCCCAAGAUUGUGAUGCAGGUCUCAAUCAUCGCGCUCACCUGCUUUAUCUUCCUCUUCGUCUUUGCCCAGAGCCUCACCAUGCUCGUCAUCGCCGAAGUAUUCUGCGGUAUCCCUUGGGGCGUGUUCCAGACCCUUACAACGACCUACGCUUCCGAAGUCUGUCCGAUCCAACUGCGGGGCUACCUCACAGCCUACGUCAAUCUGUGUUGGGGCGUUGGUAUUCUCCUUUCUUCUGGCGUCGUCAAAGCAACGCUCGACAUUGAGAGCGAGUGGUCUUGGCGCCUCCCCUUUACGCUUCAGUGGAUGUGGGUUAUUCCCCUGUUUAUUAUCGUUUGUUGCGCCCCCGGUUCGCCGUGGUGGUACGUCCGCAAUAACCGGCUCGAGGAUGCCGAGAAGUCGCUCCGCCGCCUCACUAACCCCGACUACGUGAGCGAGCAGGAUAUCAAGAACAAUGUCGCGAUGAUGGUACAUACCAACGAGCUCGAGCGAUCGAUCGAGGAGGGCACGAGCUACCUCGAGUGCUUCAAGGGCAUUGACCGGUGGCGUACCGAGGCUUCAAUGAUGGUGUUCGCCAUGCAACUCCUCAGCGGACAAAACCUCAUCGGACAAGGCGUUCAGUUCCUCCAGCAAGCUGGAAUUGGAACUAAUCUCUCCUUCAGCUUGAACAUGGUCCUGAACAGCAUGUUCAUCAUCGGAACGUUCUUCUCCUGGAUCGCGCUCUACUUCUUCGGCCGUCGCACAAUCUACCUCUCCGGUAUGGGGCUGAUGAGCAUCGUUCUCUUCGUCAUCGGUGGUCUGGGCUUUGUGGGCCAUGACAACCCGCGCCACACUGAUACGACAUUUGCGAUUGGCGGCCUCCUCGUCGCCCUCAACUUCUGCUACAACUCCUCCCUCGGUCCCGUGUGCUACACUCUAAUUGGCGAACUCUCGUCCACCCGCUUGAGGCAGAAGACGAUCGCCCUCUCCCGCAUCGCUUACCAGAUCAUGAACAUCACCUGCGGCAUCAUUGUUCCGCGCAUGCUGAGCCCAACAGCGUGGAACUGGGGUGCCAAGAGCGGCAUCUUCUGGGGAACUAGUGCCUUCCUCUGCACCAUUUACAUCUGGACUCGGAUCCCCGAAACCCGCGGGCGCAGUUAUGGCGAGCUCGAUCUUCUUUUCGAGCACCGUGUUCCGGCGUGGCGGUUCAAGGGCACAAAGGUCGACCAGUUUGGUCAGAACGGUAUCGAAAAACCAGAGGUUGUGCACCUCGAGGAGACGCAGGUCGUGCGCGAUGGUACCAGUAUUUAA